Oldenlandia corymbosa var. corymbosa is the source of this 1892-nucleotide messenger RNA. NCBI's taxonomy places the organism in Eukaryota, Viridiplantae, Streptophyta, Magnoliopsida, Gentianales, Rubiaceae. The record is from the annotation of a GenBank genome assembly.
GUUCUUACUUCAACCCUACUUCUAGAAGAGAACAAAUAUUAGUUGGGGAGUUGUGGGUCCUUUUGGAUUUGUCAGUCAAUUAUUACGGCAAAAUCCGGUGUCGUUAACAGCUCCAUUGUCCAUACCUUCGUCCAUACUCCAUUACCAUUUGUGAAUCAACAAUAAAAGAUCCUAUUCACCGGAGGUAAAACACGCCGGCGAUCUCAUGGCCUCCACAGUCACAGUCUUGAAGCAGAGCUCCGUCUCACCUCCACCGUCGUCCUCCCCCACAGAAAUGUCACUUCCCCUGACAUUUCUCGAUAUGAUUUGGUUGCAUUUCUUGCCUAUCCAACGACUUAUGUUUUACGAAAUUCCAAACCUUUCCACAGCCCAUUUCAUCGACCAUAUUAUUCCCAAACUCGAGACUUCUCUGUCAAUCACCCUCCAAAACUAUCUUCCUUUAGCAGGGAAUCUCAUCAUUCCUUCGGGUUCGGGUUCAAAUCCGAGGAUGCCCGAGAUUCGUUACCUUCAAGGAGAUUCGGUGUCGGUUACCUUCUCCGAGUGUAACGAGGUUGAUUGUUUCAGUCACCUAACAGCAGAUGUAGCGAGAAAUUGCCGUGAAUUUCACUCCUUAGUUCCAGAGCUAUUUAAAACAGUUUUGAUGGAUGAGGUUGAUUCUAGUUCGGAUAGAGUUAUUCCGGUGCUUGGUAUUCAGGCGACUCUGUUUCCGGAUUCGGGGAUCUCCAUCGGGAUUUCGAACCACCAUUCGGUCGGAGAUGCUCGCACAAUAUUUCAAUUUAUGAAGACAUGGGCUAAUUUGAGCUUCCAACUCCACGGAGACAGAGACUCUGUUUCUGCAAAAUCAAUUGUAAGUGAAAAUCCACCAAUUUUCGAUCGGAAUUUAAUUCAUGACUCAAAGGGUCUAGCCUCAGUUUUCUUUCAACGUUGGAAUGGCAUUAUUGAGUUCGUGAAGACCAGCAAUUCAUUCUCUGUGGACGACUUUCUGAACAAGAUUAACGUUAAUGUCCGAAAAACAUUUGUCAUAACCCGAAAAGACAUCGAAAAACUCAAGAGCUUAGCCAUAAAAAAUGGCGAAAGGUUACUUCAUUUGUCAUCAUUCACGGUUGUCUGUGCGUACGUUUGGACAUGUCUGGUGAAGUCUCGAGCUCCGAGCGGGGAAGAUGUUAGUGAACAAGACCCGGAGCUUUUUUCCUUUUACGCGGACUGCCGGGGAAGAAUGAAUCCACGGUUGCCGGAAACUUAUUUUGGAAAUUGUUUGACUCACUGUUUGACAACAUCGGAGUACGGAAAACUCGUCGGAGAAGAAGGGUUCCAAACUGCGGGAGAAUUGAUCGGAAAAACCAUUCAUGGACGGUUGAAGAGCAGCGAGACGAUAUUCAGUGGGGCCGAGAAAUGGAUGGAAGGCCCAACAAGUGCCAAUUUGGGGAGGGAUGUUGGGGUGGCGGGCUCACCGAAGUUCAGCUAUUACAGUAUGGACUUUGGGUGGGGAAAACCCAAGUCAUUUGAGUUUGUUUCGAUUGAUCUCACUGGGGCUAUUUCUCUUAGUGGCUCCAGAGAAUCGGAUGGAAGUGUUGAAGUUGGUAUCUCAAUUCCUAAACCCAAAAUGGAAGCUUUUAGCACUAUUUUCAGGGAGGGACUUGAAGCUCUGUAAAUCGUAGUACUCCGUCCAUUCUGAAAUUAUUGUUCAGUUUAAAUUUUUCAAUUUUAGUUCAAAACAUACUAAAACUGAAAUUCAAAACUGGACAAUGAUUUUUAGACAAAUGGGGUAAUAGGUAUUUCUGUUUGUCUUUCAAUAUUCAACCUAUGCUUGUGAGAAAUGGUUCCUUGUUCUAUCAGAAAUAGUUAUUGGGUUUAAAUUUUUUUACUCCCUCCGUCCCAUAAUUAUUGUCCAG